AUGGCCAGGACCAAAUCUAGGAAACGUUCCGGAACAAAGCAAAGUAAAAAUGUGUCUGUGGUAAAUAGUAAAGCUGAUAUCGCCGCCAUGAUUGAAGCAAGAAGGCUCAAGCAAAACAAGGGGAGCGUUGAGUUGGCUACCAAGAAGAGAGCAAUAAAUGGACUGGUGGAUGAGAAGCUAGAAGAACAGUUUAAGGAUGUCCUGCGACGGUUUCAAGUACAGGCGCAUGAAGCUGUGCCGAAAGAAACUAGAAAUCAGAACGAUCAAGUAGUUACUACAGUAAAGGCGGGACACGUCAUGGAGGCAAAUCCUGAUGCCAAACGUGAGUUGGAAAAUGUAUUUCAAGAUGAUGGUGAAGAGCAUUUUUCGACGAGAAAGCGUAGGAAAAUGGAAAAACCGUCCCUAUCAGAAUUGAAAAGCCAGGUACCGUUUCCGCAAAAUAUAGAGUGGUACGACUGUGACGCAAGCUACCCUGCCUUACUGGCUUCCAUUAAAUGCACCAAAAAUGUGAUCCCUGUACCCAACCACUGGCAAUCCAAGAAAGAAUACCUUUCUGGCCGUUCUUUACUGGGUAAAAUGCCUUUUGAAUUGCCCGAUAUUAUCAAGAAGACAAAUAUAGAGCAGAUGAGAUCAACGCUCCCGCAAAGUGGACCGGAUGCUCAAGACGAAAAGUCAUUGAAAGAAGCGUCAAGAGCUCGAGUCCAGCCAAAAAUGGGCACUCUAGACUUGGAUUACAAGAAAUUGCAUGAUGUGUUUUUCAAAACGGGAGCGAACUGGAAACCUGAUCACUUGCUACCUUUCGGUGAUGUUUAUUACGAAAACAGGAAUCUUUUUGAGGAGGCGAAAUGGAGAAGAAUGGUUAAUCGCAAGAGGCCAGGGAGAAUCAGUCAAGAACUUCGCGAGAUUAUGAACCUGCCCGAAGGGCAGUUACCACCAUGGUGUAUGAAAAUGAAAGAUGUUGGAUUGCCUACAGGGUACCCUAAUUUGAAAAUCGCAGGCUUGAAUUGGGACAUAACGAAUUUGAAAGGAGAUGUAUAUGGGAAAAUUAUUCCCCAUGGUCAGUCAAGGGCCAAAAAUCAAACCAAGAAAUAUUUCGGUGCUUUAAUUUCGUUUGAAACUCCUGAAUUUGAAACCACAAAGGGUGAUGAAGAGGUAGAUAGAGUGGAAAAAAAAUUACAAGAUGGAGAUGUUAAAGAUGAAGCAGAGAAUAAAUUGAAAUACGUUCAGAAAGACAUAUCUGAAGGGAUAACCUUAGAGGAAGAAGAAGAAGUUGAAAACGGGGAGGAGCCAUUAGAAAAGCAAUUAUAUACUAUAUUGAAAUAG
Saccharomyces eubayanus is the source of this 1323-nucleotide messenger RNA. It is a transcript of the gene CUS1, whose product is annotated as U2 snRNP complex subunit CUS1. Gene Ontology annotation, biological process: mRNA splicing, via spliceosome. The transcript has a single exon. Gene Ontology annotation, cellular component: nucleus; precatalytic spliceosome; U2 snRNP. The record is from RefSeq and is a predicted model, not a curated record. The coding region runs from base 1 to 1323 and encodes 440 amino acids. Lineage: Eukaryota; Fungi; Ascomycota; Saccharomycetes; Saccharomycetales; Saccharomycetaceae.